Acaulospora morrowiae is the source of this 158-nucleotide messenger RNA. NCBI's taxonomy places the organism in Eukaryota, Fungi, Glomeromycota, Glomeromycetes, Diversisporales, Acaulosporaceae. The record is from the annotation of a GenBank genome assembly.
AUGUAAAAGAAUUUGGUUCUGAUUUUGGUAAAGAAUCUAGUAAAGGUAGCAUUCAAGAACUCAAUGAAAAUGAAGAGAUAGAAAUUCAAAUAAUUAUUGAAAAUAUGGAUGAGAACUGGAAUUGGGAAGCAGCUGCAAAUAGAUAUAUUGACAACUAG